Molecule: messenger RNA, 872 nt
Organism: Cladocopium goreaui
Lineage: Eukaryota; Dinophyceae; Suessiales; Symbiodiniaceae
Source: the annotation of a GenBank genome assembly
GGCCAGUAGUCCAGCUGAUGAUGCGAAAGGAUGCAGAAGCCAACAUCGAAGUCUCCGAAAGAAAGGUGACCAUGUUCUUCUCUGACAUCGCGAGUUUUACGACCAUCGUCGAGAGCAUGCCACCACAAAAAUCAUUGCUUCUGCUGAGCCGCUAUUUUCAGGAGAUGUCCAAAAUUGUGGAUCAACAUGGCGGAAUCGUGGUGGAGUUCAUAGGCGAUGCCAUCCUUUGCAUCUAUGGGGCACCGGUGGUGAACGACAAACAUCCAACUGUUGCUGUGAUGGCGGCAGUGGAGAUGCUUGCCGCGAUGACCGGGAUCAAUCAGUGGCUACAUCGGCGAGGCUUGCCAACGAUUUCCAUUCGCUGCGGGAUUCACACCGGCGAGGUCUUGGUAGGCAACAUGGGCAUGCAAUACCGGAUAAAGUAUGGCAUAGUGGGGGACGAAACGAGCAUGCCAGGGAGACUAGAAGAGUUGAACAAGACCUAUGGCACUCAGCUGCUGGUCUCAGAGUCCACACAUAGCGAGAUGGAAAUCGAAGGAUUCGUUUCUCGACCCAUUGACUUCAUCCGCCCAAGUGAAUCCGCUCAGGAAAGGGAGAGUCAACAGAUUUUCGAGGUUUGGAAGAGCAACAAGAAGCCAUCAAAGGCUUCUCUGGAAGAAAAGGCGACAGAUAUGUAUGCGGAGGGCAUGCAACAUUACAGGCACAGACGAUUUUCAGAAGCGAAGGAUUGUUUCACCACUGCUGGCAAAGCCAUGCACAAACUCACCGGCACACAGGACACAGCUUCAGCUCUGAUGCUGAACCGCUGUGCGUCAUAUUUGGAAAUGCCGCCGCCCGAAAACUGGGAUGGGGUCACUUGGCAUUCUCAGUGA